AGGCUCAGAGUCUUCAGCUGAGUAAAGAAAUGACACUUGCUGGCAACCGGAGCUUGGCAGAAGCAAACCUGCUUUACCAGCCUAGGCUGGACAACCUAAAAGCCACUCUGACCCAGAAAUACCAGGAGCUGCAGACUGUCAUGGAAUCCCAUCAGCUAAAGAAGACAAAGCUGGAUCAGCAAUCUGUGAAUGCUUCGUUGGAAACUUUACUGGCACUUCUGCAGACUGAAGGAGCCAAGAUAGAGGAGGAGACCGAGAACAUGGCGGAAAGUUUUCUUGAUGGUGGCGUACAGCUGGAUUCUUUCAUUGAUGAAUAUUUAUCAAAACGCAGAUUAGCACAUUUAAGACGUGUAAAAAUUGAGAAACUGCAAGAAAUGGUGCUAAAAGGACAGAGACUCCCCCAGGUUUCUGUACUUCCACAGGCGAAGCCAUCUGAGAGUAUCCAGGCACCUCCUCCAGUGUCCUACCCAUCAGGUUUCAGUACCCCGCCAGCCGUCGUUCCAAGAAGAGCUGUCCCACCUCCCCCACCUGCUCAAGCUGUAAUGUACCCAACUCCUUUUGCAGUGGCUGCACAUCAGCCUGCCCUGGGCUCCCGUAUGCAGUGUCUCCAACUCCCCCAAUCCCUCCAAGAGUUGGAUAUCCACCUAUAGCCCAGAUGCCACAGCCUGGUUACCCCAACCAAUUCGCACCUCAGUAUCCUCCGGCUCUCCCUCAAAGACCACCUCAGCGUCUCCCUCCUAACCCUGGUUUCAUUUUAUAG
This is a messenger RNA of Staurois parvus, 760 nucleotides long. Lineage: Eukaryota; Metazoa; Chordata; Amphibia; Anura; Ranidae. The record is from the annotation of a GenBank genome assembly.